UUUAUUUAUAUAUUUGCCAACAGAUUAACACCUAUAAUACAGUUUGGUUAGAAGGACAGUUUGAAUUAGUCGAAAAAAAAUAGAAAUAUGAACUCCACUCUACCUAUCCAUGAAGCUCUGAAACCCCUUUCUUGGCUUGUUGGAUCAUGGAUUGGUAGUAACGGAGUCGGACAGUUCCCUACAAUAAAGCCCUUCAACUACUGUGAAGAGAUAAGUUUUCUCUCAUUUGGUCAACCGCUGCUUAACUUUACUUCACAAACCUGGCAUGCUGAGAAAAAGAAUCCAAUGCACUUUGAGGCAGGAUUUCUGAGAAUCAAACCAGAUUCAAACCAAGUUUCAUUUGUUGUCUCGCACAACUUUGGUGUAUCAGAAGUAGAAGAGGGCACAGUAGAUGAAAAUAGAUUAGUUCUAGAAACAAUAAGUAUUUCAAGAAUGUCAUUUGCUAAAGAUCCAGCAGUUACAAAGAUACGGAGGGAGUAUAUUCUAAAUGGAGACGUUCUCACAUCAACCCUCUCAAUGGCGACAACAAGCACACCAUUGACAAAGCAUCUCAGCAUAACAUACAAUAGAAAGUUGUAGUAUAGGUUGGCCUACUGUUGUCAUGGCGAGGAUAAUAGACAUGUAGACUCAGUUUGUUCUGUUCAGUUUAUCUGGGUUAUCAAAAGUAGUUGAAGUUGAUUAAGUAUCAUUUUAACUGGAAACUUUAAAGUAAAAUUAUUUACAAUUUAGGGAAUAUAAAUUCUGUUUCUGCAAAUUUAUAAACAAUAAAUUAUGACUUUGGGGCAGCAGUAAGAAUUUAGAUUUUGGCUGUCAAAUUCAUAUAUGACCCAGUUUUAAAAACAAAUUUAUUUAUAAUGUUCCCUGAAUAUAGUUGAUGAAGUUUUUAGAUUUGUAGUUUUAUUAUCUUUAGGAGGCUAUCAUAAUAGUGGAACAAUUCUAUUUAACUGUGAUGAUAUAGUUACCCAACCUCCCUCCCUCAGAUCCCAUAAUCUAAGUUAAAAACAUAGGUUCAAUAAUACUACAUCUCAGUAUGCAGUAUGGCACUCUUGGCUGAAGACUCUGCUGAAAAUUUAACAAGGAAGAAAUUUAGAACAAUCUUUUUAGUAAACGAAAAGUUAAAUCCAUCCAAUAGUCGAUAUUAGAUUUUGAUUUAGCAAAUCGAUAUCUACCCCUGGCGUAGCGCUAGGAAAAUGGGCUUACCAAACUAACUUUUUUUUUAAUGCAUUUAAAUAUUCAAGGUGUAAAAAACAAAAUUGAUGAUUUAAACUUAAUUCUAGAAAAAAUAAGUAAAAAUACCCAAAUAAUAUGUUUAAAUGAGCACUGGUUGACAGAGGAAAAUAUAUGCAUGUUAAACAAAGUUAAAGGUUACUAUAUGGUAGACUAUUAUAUUAGAAAAUCUGCCAAAAGAGGAGGAACAGCAAUUUUAUUAAAAGAAGGCUCAGGAAUAAAUUGUAAAGUACGAGAUGAUCUAAAAGUUUUAAAUGCAGAUUUCUAUUUUGAGUGCUCAGUAGUGGAAAUAUUAAAUUUUUCAGAGCCUGUUAUAAUUAUAUCCCUUUACAGGGUGCCAUAUAAGUUUACCCUAGGAACCUUUCUUAAAAAGCUUCAGUCUAUGUUUAGAAUGUUUAAAUCUAGGAAAAAGGUCAAUGUAUUCUUUGCAACAGACUGUAAUGUUAACGUUUUAGAUAGUGUAGAGUCUAAGGAAUUUUAUAAUGUAAUAAACUUCAAUGGGUUCAAAAUAAAUAUCAAAGAGGUGACUAGACCCAUUAGCAAUACUUGCAUCGAUAAUAUUAUAACAAAUAAAAAACUCACUUUGACAAAUAUUUUGGUAGAGGACAUAGGCCUUUCUGAUCAUAGUGCCAUUUGGGCUGAAAUACCCAAUUUUAAAUGUAAAGUAGAAAAUAAAAAGUAUACCCUAAAGAGAAGAUUUACACCAGAGGCUAUUCACGAAUUUAAAGAGUCAAUAAAGCAAACAGAUUGGAAGGUAGAAUCAAACAAGUCAGCAAAUGAAAAUUAUGAUAACUUUUUAAGAGAGUUCAUGUUAAAUAUGAAUGAGUCCUUUCCUGUAAAACCUUUGAGGCAAGAAAAUGGUAAAGUAAUAAAAUGGAUAACAGAAGGUAUAAAAAUUUCAAGUAAGAAAAAAAGACUUCUCCACAGUGAAAUAAAGAUUAAUAAAAGUGCCAAGUUGCAAAAUUACUACAAGAUAUAUAGACGAAUAUUUAGAAAAGUUGUAAGGGCAGCUAAACGUAAGGCAAAUGAUGACUUUAUUAAAAGAUCUAAAUGUAAGAGUAGAGCAUCAUGGAGGGUAAUAAAGAAUGAGUUGGGAAUGAUACAAAAGAAUAAUAAUGACAUAAAAGAAAUAUUGAUUGACGGAAAAACUAUCAACAACCCCAUAGUUAUUCCUAAUUACUUUAACAACCAUUACCUAAAAAUAAAACAACAACUGAAAGUUCAAAGUUUGCCACAUAGAGCAAUUGAGUGCUGUAGUAAGGUAGCCAUCCCAGAUAAUACAGAAUUUACAUUUAAAGAAGUAAAAGAGAUAGAUGUAUUAAAGAUUAUUAAGUCAAUAUCGAACAAGAGAUCAACAGGUUGGGAUGAAAUUCCAGUUAGAUUAAUUAAGGACUGUAAAGAGUACAUAGCUGCACCACUUACAAAAAUAAUAAAUCAAUCAUUAAAAACUGGUGAAUUUCCAACAAACCUUAAAACUUCAAUCGUAAGGCCAAUUUUUAAGAAAGGAAAUAGAAAUUUAAUUGAAAACUAUCGCCCUGUCUCACUAUUACCUGUGUUUUCUAAAAUAAUUGAAAAGGUGGUACACACGCAACUACAAGAAUAUUUAGAAUCAAAUAGAUUAAUUACAAACAGUCAGCAUGGUUUUAGGAAGUCACACUCAACAAACUCAGCACUAAUAUCACUAACAGAUGAUAUAUAUAAGGCCAUGGAUGGAUCACAGUCGACUCUUGCAGUUUGCUGUGAUCUAUCAAAGGCUUUUGACUGUGUAGACCAUGCAGUCCUUUUAAAAAAAUUAACUAAAUAUGGGAUCAGAGGGUCGAGUUGGAAGUGGUUUGAAUCAUACCUAACAGGAAGAAGGCAAAAAAUAUCAAUAAUAAUAGAAAACAAUAAAUAUGAAUCUGAGUAUGACACAGUUGUAACAGGAGUGCCACAAGGCUCAAUUUUAGGCCCAGUUUUAUUUACUACACCAACGACCUCCCAGAGAAUGUAAAUGCCAAAAUAAUCAUGUUUGCUGAUGACACUACAGCACUCAUAAAAGGAAAGCAUUUAUUAGAUAUAAAGGAGAACGCAGAGGCUACGAUACAAGAUCUAGAGCAUUGGUUUGUUAUUAAUGGCCUUCAUUUAAAUACUAGUAAGACGAGUUUAGUUCAUUUUUGAAACUUACAGAGUAGGGAAGGAGAGUUGAAGCUAAGAAUUAGCGGUAAUGAUGUGAAAUGCCAGAUUUCAGUAAAGUUAUUAGGUGUUGUGUGUGACCAGAACUUAAAUUGGCGGGAACAUACGACACAGCUAUGCAAGAAGUUAAAUAGUAUAUGUCACAACAUGAGCUGUCUAACUCAUUGCACAAGUAUUGAAACUAAAGGUCCACCCUGAAGACCUGGUUAAAAACAAAAAAAUUUUUUUCUAUAGAAUGUUAUUUAAAUAGGGACGUUAAGUUAGAUUAAUAAUUUAGUAAGACAUUUUUGUUAUUUCUUAUAUCCUGUAUAUGACUUUAUGUCCUGUCAAAAAAUGAUGUAAUGACAUGUAUUAAAUAAAUAAAUAAAUAAAAUGACACUCUACUACGGAUAUUUUUAUUCAUUAAUAAAAUAUGGGAUAGUGUUAUGGGGUAAUACUGAAUUUUCUAAAGAAGUACUAACAGCACAAAAGAAAAUCUUGAGAAUAAUGACUUUAACAGGGCCAGGUUCUACAUGCAAAAAUCUAUUUAGAAAUUUGAAAAUCCUUACAGUACCAAGUAUUUAUAUUUAUGAAACUUUAAACCAUGUAAAGAACAACCUAACAUGGUACUCAACUGAGAAAACCCAACACCAUUACAACACAAGAAAUAAAAAUUUACUGGUUUAUCCACACCACUCUACCACUGCUCUAGAAAAAGGUAUUUAUUACAUGGGAAUGAAACUUUUUAACAAAUUACCUAACAACAUGAAAGAAGCGUCUCAGAAAGAUUUUUCAGAGAGUGUUAAAAGAUUAUUGAUCAGAAAGGCCUACUACAAAGUUCAAGAUUUCUUAAAUGAUACUGAAAUAUAAUCUAGUGGUUCUAGUCAUUUAGUAUUAGUUUUGUUGUUUUAUAUUAUCUACUUUUAUAUGUUUAUCACAUUCAAACACUUACGGGAAUUAUUUGUUUGUGUCAAAAUCGUAUAUUAUUGUUCAUAUAUUUAUUCUCUGUUAAUUUUUUUGUUGCCAUUUUGUUACCCGUAGAUUUACAAAUUUUAUACCUUGUUAUGUUUGAAUAUGUUCAUGUUGUAUUGUAGCACUAAAUUUAAGACUGUGAUCAACAUCUUAGGAACCAAUUUAUGUUUUAGAAUAAUUAAGGACUGAGAAUCAAUUUUUAAGAGAUCAAGACGAAGCACCUGUACAUGUGAUUUUCACAAAUUUGUAUGUUAUGUGCAAAUAAAUUAUCAUUAUCAUUAAACUAAACCUGCCAGCUUUUCUACCCUCUGCCCACACACUAAUCACUAAUCUCUUUUACUACUGUGCAUCUUGUUCUUGAUGUUUUUUACUGUUUAACACCUCUCUGUCUUGUUGUUUAGAAGCAUUUGUCAAUAUCUUCCAAAGAAUUUUAUUGGUGUAGAAUAAUGGAAACCAUUAAUUAAAUCAUGCAUACACUAACAUCUUUAUUAACAGUACAAAUUAUAUAAAAAAAAAAAAAAA
Molecule: messenger RNA, 4872 nt
Organism: Macrosteles quadrilineatus (aster leafhopper)
Lineage: Eukaryota; Metazoa; Arthropoda; Insecta; Hemiptera; Cicadellidae
Product: peroxynitrite isomerase THAP4-like
Exons: 4
Coding region: 1220-3217 (665 amino acids)
Source: RefSeq, a predicted model, not a curated record